Messenger RNA from Capsella rubella, 843 nucleotides. RefSeq names its product cysteine-rich repeat secretory protein 18. The record is from RefSeq and is a predicted model, not a curated record. The coding region runs from base 10 to 843 and encodes 277 amino acids. NCBI's taxonomy places the organism in Eukaryota, Viridiplantae, Streptophyta, Magnoliopsida, Brassicales, Brassicaceae. The transcript has 2 exons.
UCCAAAACAAUGCAUUCUUCAUCCUCUGAAUCAAAACGCCUCGUUCUAUUCCCUAUCUUGGUCGUUGCGGCCACACAACUUCUCCUCUUACAGAGCGUUUCUUCACUAAACCUUACCAAUGCGUAUCUGCACCACAAAUGUUUAGACAGAGAAGGGAAAUACAAGCCGGGAAGCAAGUACGAGAACGCCCUCACUAAAAUCAUCAAAGGCUUUUCGGAAGAUUCUGAAGGUUUUCGUACCGGUUGGAGAAUGACCGCCUGGGGUAAAGAACCUAAUAUGACCGCCAUCACCUACUUUUGUCGUACCGACUCUCGCGGUCCCAAAUGCCGCUCUUGCGUUGCCACCGCUAGUUCUGAGCUUCUUCAUAAAAGAUGUCCAAGACAUAGGGGGGCAGUAAUAUGGUACGACCAAUGUGUUGUGGAUUUUUCUACGUUCAUGACUGUGGGAAUGAUCAAUUAUGAUGACAACUUCUGUAUGUCCAGCGCGAAGAACCUUAGCGACGAUUCAAUUUCUUUUACAGAUAGGUUGUUUCUCCUCGACAAUCUGACAAAAUUAGCCAUCACUGAAAUAGAUAAAGCAAUCAAAGAGGCCAAAAUGCCGGUGCUGUACGCGGCCGGGGAGAAGAGAUUCGGUAAGACGAAUCUGUACGGAAUGGUGCAGUGUUCGGGUGGCUUAAGUAUUAAGGGUUGUGAGGAGUGUAUGACAUAUUAUAUGGUGCAUUUUCAAAAAUGCUGGAAACGUAAACAAGGAGUAAGAGUUUUGAGUGCAACCUGUAACUUUAGGUAUGAGCUUUACCCUUUUAUAAGCCCCAAGAGUCCUUACUAUACCAAGUUUUUAAAGUAA